Molecule: messenger RNA, 1541 nt
Organism: Chironomus riparius
Lineage: Eukaryota; Metazoa; Arthropoda; Insecta; Diptera; Chironomidae
Source: the annotation of a GenBank genome assembly
GAAUUGCAAGAAUCUAUUUAACAAAAGCACUUGCUCAUUUAUAUUUUCCUCAGUUGGUAUUUUCAAUUUGUGCGAUUUAAACGGAAAACAAUUUGAAAUGAAAAUUUUAUUUCUUGCAGCCCUUUUAGUGGCUUCGACUAGUGCCAAUCCACUUUUUGAAGGUCUUUCCUUGAAAUUCAACAGAGAAGACAUCUUGAAAGCUGGAUUUGCUCUAAUUGGUCAAAUUGAAUCACAGAUCAAUGAAGAAAUCGUACCAGUAACUGAGGAAAUAGUUCCAUAUGAGGAAGAAAUUAUUCCAUUUGGACAUCCAAAUGCACCUGAAUUCGCACCAGUCACCGAAGAAAUUGUUCCUUAUACUGAAGAAAUUGUUCCUUACACUGAGGAAAUCAUGCCUGCUACUGAAGAAAUCGUUCCAUAUGAAGAUCCAAAUGCGUCAGAACAUAUGCCAAGAUUCCAAAGAAUUCAGGCAUUUAUUAGAUCUGAUGACAUGACACCAUAUAUCUUUGAAAGUCCAUACGCACCAGAACACAUGCCUGUCGAAGAAAUUGUACCAGCUACUGAAGAAAUCAUGCCUGUCGAAGAAGUUGUACCAGCUACUGAAGAAAUCAUGCCAGCCACCGAAGAAAUUGUUCCUUAUACUGAAGAAAUCGUUCCAUAUACUGAAGAAAUCGUUCCAUAUACUGAGGAAAUCGUUCCAUAUGAAGAUCCAAAUGCACCUGAGCAUAUGCCAAGAUUGGGAUUUGCUAGAAGAUUUAUCAGACCAUUGAUUCCAGUCGAAGAAAUUGCACCUGUUACUGAAGAGAUUGUUCCUUACACUGAAGAAAUCAUGCCAGCAACCGAAGAAAUUGUUCCAUAUGAAGAAUCUGAAAUUCGUGAAUUAUUAAAACAAAGAUUAGGAGCAUGGUUGAAGCGCAGAGAGGAAAUUAAACCAGUAACUGAGGAAAUCGUUCCUUACACCGAGGAAAUUAUGCCAGCAACAGAAGAAAUUGUUCCAUAUGAAGAUCCAAAUGCACCUGAACAUAUGCCAAGAUUUAGAUCAAAUAGACGAUUCAUUAAACCAUUGAUUCCAGUCGAGGAAAUCGCACCUGCUACUGAAGAGAUUGUUCCUUACACUGAGGAGAUUAUGCCAGCUACAGAAGAAAUCGUUCCUUAUACUGAAGAGAUUGUUCCUUACACAGAAGAAAUUGUUCCUUAUACUGAAGAAAUUGUUCCAUAUGAAGACCCAAAUGCACCAGAGCACAUGCCAGUAGAAGAAUUCCAACCAUUCACUGAAGAAAUCAUGCCAGCAACUGAGGAAUUCAUUCCUUUUGUAGACCCAGAAAUGCGUGAAUUAUUAAAACAAAAAAUAGCAGCAUGGCGAAGUCGUCAAUAAACCUUUCAUGCUACCAUAAAAGAUAUUUAUCAAAUGACAAUGAUUUAUUCCAGAAAUUUUUAAAACUUUUACAAUAAAAAAAUUACUUAAAAGCAGUCAAGAUGUAAAAAUUGUGCAUUUUAUAGGACAAUAAAUUUUUUUUCAUGCAAAUUUUAAAAGACUUUUUUCA